AUGCUAAGACGUUCAAUCGCUCAACAACGUAGAUUAUUUUCCUCAACUUUAUCUAAAUUAGGUACUAAGGUAUUUUUUGAACCAUCUGUAAAUGGUAAGAGUAUGGGUAGAAUUGAGUUUGAAUUGUAUGAUGAAGUUGUUCCUAAGACUGCUGAGAAUUUCAGAGCCCUUUGUACUGGUGAAAAGGGGUUUGGCUAUAAAAAUGUUCCCUUCCAUAGAAUUAUCCCACAAUUUAUGAUUCAAGGUGGUGACACUGAUCUAACUAACGGAUUUGGUGGUAAAUCUAUAUAUGGAGCCAGAUUUCCAGAUGAAAAUUUCGUAAAGAAGCAUGACCGUCCAGGUUUAUUAUCUAUGGCCAAUGCCGGUCCAAACACUAACGGCUCUCAAUUUUUUAUCACAACAGUAGAAUGUCCAUGGUUAGAUGGUAAGCACGUUGUGUUUGGUGAAGUGACUAAAGGUAUGAAUAUUGUUAAGAAGAUUGAAUCUUACGGUAGUCAAUCUGGAAUGCCAAAGGAGAAAAUUAUUAUUGAAGACGCUGGUGAAUUAUAA
Messenger RNA from Henningerozyma blattae CBS 6284, 549 nucleotides. It is a transcript of the gene CPR3, whose product is annotated as peptidylprolyl isomerase CPR3. The coding region runs from base 1 to 549 and encodes 182 amino acids. The record is from RefSeq and is a predicted model, not a curated record. NCBI's taxonomy places the organism in Eukaryota, Fungi, Ascomycota, Saccharomycetes, Saccharomycetales, Saccharomycetaceae. Gene Ontology annotation, molecular function: peptidyl-prolyl cis-trans isomerase activity. The transcript has a single exon. Gene Ontology annotation, biological process: protein peptidyl-prolyl isomerization; protein folding.